Vicia faba (fava bean) is the source of this 357-nucleotide messenger RNA. The record is from the annotation of a GenBank genome assembly. NCBI's taxonomy places the organism in Eukaryota, Viridiplantae, Streptophyta, Magnoliopsida, Fabales, Fabaceae.
AUGCACAUAACGUCCCUCUAUGCAACAUUUGUAUCCCUUAUUCACGACAAAAAUAGCCCAUUGGAAGGUGAGAGGGUGAUAUUAUUCUCAUACGGAAGUGGCUUAAUUUCCACAAUGUUUUCCUUGCAAUUAUGCGAAGCUAAACAUCCAUUUAGCUUGUCAAACCUUUCCCGAGUGAUGGAUGUUGCUGAAAAGUUGAAGUCAAGACAAGAGUUUCCUCCAGAGAAGUUUAUUGAAACACUGAAGCUAAUGGAGCAUAGUUAUGGUGGCAAAGAUUAUGUAUCAGCAAGGAUAGUAGCCUUUUAUAUCCAGGCACAUUCUAUCUCACGGAAGUGUAGGUCGAAUUUGAUGCAUUAA